Molecule: messenger RNA, 3210 nt
Organism: Thlaspi arvense
Lineage: Eukaryota; Viridiplantae; Streptophyta; Magnoliopsida; Brassicales; Brassicaceae
Source: the annotation of a GenBank genome assembly
AUGUUGUCGGCGAUGUGGCUAUUGCCGUACAUGAUAUUAGGAGGCAUUGCUGAAGCACUUAUUUCGGUAGCACAGAACGAGUUCUUCUACUCUGAUCAGCUUCCAAACUCCCUGUCAAGCGUCGCCACCACACUCUCCGGCCUCGGUAUGGCCGCCGCAAGCCUAGUCUCCUCAUGGAUCGUCACCGCCACCUGCCGGAGCUGGAUCACAGAGGAUAUAGACGAGGGGCACUUGGACUAUUACUACUGGCUCAUGGCGGCCUUAUCUCUCCUCAAUGUUGUAUAUUUUGUUUGGUGUAGCAACUCUUAUGACCAAAACUCUCCUCCCUCUCCAGAUCUGCUGGUAAGCACUUGCAGAGGAAAGCACCAACGCUACAUUGGGAAAGUGAAGCACGCAGUGUUCCACACUCAGAAGACUGGGAGAAAGCGUGUCAUCGUGUCCACCGAGCAGAAUGUUGUUGCUUCACUUGAUCUCAGACACGGGGAGAUAUUUUGGCGGCAUGUUCUCGGGACAAAGGAUGCUAUCGAUGGCGUUGAUAUUGCCCUGGGAAAAUAUGUUAUCACCCUUUCAUCAGAAGGAAGUACUUUAAGAGCCUGGAACCUUCCUGAUGGCCAGAUGGUGUGGGAAACGUCGCUUCACAGUGCACAGCAGUCAAAGUCACUGUUAUCUGUGCCGAUAAAUUUGAAGGUUGACAAGGACUACCCUAUUCUUGUUUUCGGUGGUGGGUACCUUCAUGCUGUUUCUGCUGUGGAUGGUGAGCUCAUCUGGAAAAAGGAUUUCACAGCGGAAGGGUUUGAAGUUCAGCGGGUUCUUCAAACUCCUGGAAGUAGUAUAGUUUAUGUGCUGGGAUUCAUUAAAUCAUCGGAGGCUGUUGUCUAUCAGAUUGAUUCCAAAAGCGGAGAGGUGGUGGCAGAAAAAAGCGUGGUGUUCCCUGGAGGAUUCUCUGGCGAGAUUUCAUCAGUUUCAAGCGAUAAAGUCGUUGUCCUUGAUUCAACGAGGUCAAUUUUGGUUACUAUUGGCUUCCUAGAUGGAGAUAUUAGCUUCCAGCAGACCCGCAUUUCAGAUCUUGUUGAGGAUUCUGGAAAGGCUGAGAUUUUAUCACCUCUUCUUACCAAUAUACUUGCUGUAAAAGUCAAUAAACGCACUGUAUUCGUGAGGGUUGGUGGCGAAGGAAAGUUGGAGGUGGUAGACUCAUUAUCUGACGAAACAGCCAUGAGUGAUUCACUUCCGGUUGCAGACGAGCAGGAGGCCUUCGCCUCAGUUCAUCAUGAAGGGAGCAAGAUUCACCUCAUGGUGAAACUUGUUGAUGACUUGGAGACUGUAUUGCUUAGAGAGAGCAUUCAAAUGGACCAACACAGGGGGCGUGUGCAUAAAGUUUUUAUAAACAACUAUAUCAAGACAGACAGGAGUAACGGAUUUAGGGCGCUUAUCGUGAUGGAAGACCACUCACUCUUGUUACUGCAGCAAGGGGCGAUUGUUUGGAGCAGAGAAGAAGGCCUGGCUUCAGUGACCGAUGUUACAAUAGCAGAGCUCCCCGUGGAAAAGGAUGGUGUAUCAGUGGCAAAAGUGGAACACACUCUCUUAGAUUGGCUUCAGGGACACGUGCUGAAGCUCAAGGGAACCUUGUUGCUAGCGAGCCCAGAGGAUGUGGCAGCAAUUCAAGAAAUGAGGAUGAAGAGUUCUGGGAGGAGCAAACUGACACGUGACCAUAAUGGCUUCCGGAAAUUAAUCAUAGCACUUACCCGUGCUGGUAAACUUUUUGCUCUGCACACUGGAGACGGGAGGAUUGUUUGGUCUAUGCUGCUAAACUCUCCUAACAAAUUCUGUGAACGCCCAAGCGGUAUCAGCUUGUACCAAUGGCAGGUCCCUCAUCAUCACGCCAUGGACGAGAAUCCUUCUGUUCUCGUAGUUGGCAGGUGCGGAUCAGAUUCAAGUGCGCCCGGUGUACUUUCGUUUGUAGAUGUGUACACGGGAAAGGAGAUUAGCUCAUCAGAUAUUGGUCACUCUGUUGUGCAAGUCAUGCCUCUUCCAUAUACCGACUCAACGGAACAACGUUUACAUCUAAUAGCUGAUACCAAUGGCCACGUCCACUUGUACCCGAAAACUUCAGAGGCUCUCACCAUCUUUCAGCGCGAGUUUCAAAAUGUAUAUUGGUACACUGUUGAGGCUGAUGAUGGUAUUAUUAGAGGACACGCAAUGAAGAGCAGUUGUUCUGGUGAGACUGCAGAUGAGUACUGUUUUACUACCAGGGAACUUUGGACUGUUGUGUUUCCCUCCGAAUCUGAGAAAAUUAUUUCAACACUAACACGAAAACCAAAUGAGGUUGUUCAUACACAAGCCAAAGUCAACACAGACCAAGACCUUUUGUAUAAAUACGUAUCAAGGAACUUGCUGUUUGUGGCCACCGUGUCACCAAAAGGCGCUGGUGAGAUUGGUUCAGUUACACCAGAGGAGUCAGCACUUGUAGUAUACCUCAUUGACACCAUCACUGGACGUAUACUGCACCGUUUGUCACAUCAAGGUUGUCAAGGGCCGGUUCAUGCGGUAUUUAGUGAGAAUUGGGUUGUUUACCACUAUUUCAACCUUCGAGCUCACAAGUACGAGGUUACAGUCGUCGAGAUCUAUGAUCAGUCUCGGGCGGAGAACAAAAAUGUCUGGAAACUCGUUCUUGGAAAGCACAAUCUAACAGCGCCGAUCUCUUCAUACUCUAGAACCGAGGUGUUGACAAAGUCACAGUCAUACUUCUUUGCCCAGUCCGUGAAAUCUAUCGCGGUGACAUCAACAGCAAAGGGUAUAACUUCAAAGCAGCUUCUCAUUGGUACCAUCGGGGAUCAGAUAUUGGCACUGGACAAACGAUUUGUGGAUCCACGACGGACACUUAACCCCUCGCAAGCUGAGAAAGAAGAAGGAAUCAUCCCUCUCACGGAUUCAUUACCCAUAAUUCCUCAGGCAUACGUAACACACUCCCUGAAAGUAGAAGGGCUAAGAGGGAUAAUAACAGCUCCGGCCAAGCUAGAGUCAACAACACACGUAUUUGCAUAUGGAGUGGAUCUCUUCUACACAAGGCUUGCUCCUUCAAAGACCUAUGACUCGCUGACCGAUGAUUUCAGCUACGCGCUUCUCUUGAUCACGAUCGUUGCACUCGUUGCAGCCAUCUACAUCACUUGGGUCCUUUCAGAGAAGAAGGAACUAAGCGAAAAAUGGAGGUGA